CGCCGCCGACAUAUUUGGUGUCAGUCGCCGCCGCUGUUAAUAUUUGUCGGCGCAGGGCUCUGGUUAAUUUGUGAAAAAAUUGCAAUUACAUUGUUUAACAGAACGAUUUAAAUUAAAAUCAAACAAAUAUGGAAAAAGUAGAACAAAACGAUAAUGUCAAUAGGGACGAAUUGAUUAUGCAGCAGCAGAGGGAAAUAGAAAAAGAGAUAAGUGAAUCCAUACCAUUGGUUAGUGAACAACUGCCGGUAACAUGUUUAAAUGUAGAGUAUUUGGGCGAUGCGGUAUUCACCUCUAAGAUACAAGAUUUGGCCAGUAAAUAUAAGUUUAUGCGUCGUACGAGACCAGAUGGCAAUUGCUUUUUCAGGGCAUUUGCCUAUGCUUACUUAGAACAUUUGAUCUCAAACAAAGAAGAUUAUGAAAAAUUUCGUCAGUUGGCUGAGAACUCCAAAGAGAAAUUAGUGCAGUUAGGAUUUCCUAGUUUUACUUUGGAAGAUUUUCAUGAAACGUUUAUGGAGGUGGUUAAACGUGUCGAUCCUUCAGGUUCUGCUGCCGUGGAUAUAAAUGAACAAUUGCACAAAGUUUUCAAUGAUCAGGGUUAUUCUGAUUAUGUUGUAGUUUACUUAAGAUUACUUACAUCGGGUAAACUACAAGAAGAGGCGGAUUUCUAUCAAAACUUUAUCGAGGGAAAUUUUACUAUUGAGGAAUUUCGUCACCAAGAGGUAGAGCCCAUGUACAAAGAAUCCGAUCAUAUUCACAUCAUUGCUCUGUGCUCAGCAUUGGGUGUAGGGGUACGUGUUGAAUAUAUGGAUCGGGGAGAAGGCGGCACUGUAAAGGCUCAUGAUUUUCCCGAAGGUACCACCCCUAAGGUGUUCUUAAUCUAUCGGCCCGGUCACUAUGAUAUUCUAUAUCCUAAAUAAAUAAAUAUUAAUUGUUUGAAAAACCAUCGACCUAAC
Molecule: messenger RNA, 953 nt
Organism: Lucilia sericata (common green bottle fly)
Lineage: Eukaryota; Metazoa; Arthropoda; Insecta; Diptera; Calliphoridae
Product: ubiquitin thioesterase otubain-like
Exons: 3
Coding region: 129-917 (262 amino acids)
Biological process (GO): protein K48-linked deubiquitination
Cellular component (GO): nucleus
Molecular function (GO): cysteine-type deubiquitinase activity; ubiquitin binding
Source: RefSeq, a predicted model, not a curated record